AUGUGGAGCGUGGGAGUUCAUGGGAGCAGCAGCGCGUUCAGAGAGCAACAGCGGCUUCUAUUUGCUAUAGGAGGAGAGACUAGAACCGAGGAAGACAGAGCUAUGCAACGGCAAUUGCUGAUGGAGAUGACGACGGAUGGAAACUGCAGGGGCAUGGUUAUUGAGGAUCUCAACAACCGUGAAAGUUUGCUCGCCGUACGGGGAGCAGUUCACCAGACGUGUAUGGGCAACGCACUGCUAUUCAGAGCGCAUUUUAUUGUAGUGGCAUCUACACCAUCGAAUUGCAAGCUUGAGGAAGUCACAGCGCGUGUGGAGCAAGCACUUCUGACUUUGCAAUUCCAGCAGCUGGAUUUGUUGCUGCUUCAUGCACACUCUUUACCAGGAACAAACGGUUUAUUUGCUCGUAAGCAAGCAGUUCUAGAAGCGUGGGAGCACAUGAUGGCGAUCCAGCAAGCUGGGCUCGUGCAGCACAUUGGGAUCAGCGACUUAAGUGUACAAGACGUUGACUUUUUACUAACCGCAUACCCGAAUAGCAUACCACAAGCCUGGUUGAUGGAGAUACAACUACCAGGAAUGACAGCUUCUUCGGACAGUGAUGUACCGCUUGAAGACGUCAUUGCAUUCGCUCACAGCCAUGGUAUCGAUGUGCUGGGGCGAUUCCCCUUCUAUUGUUUAGAUAACCUCCAGUUAUAUGAAGAAUGGAAAUUGCUGGCGGAGAAUCUAUCUGAAAAAUAUCGCGAACGGCCGUUUAAAUUCCUCGUUGCUCAUGAGAAUGAAGGUACAGCAUCGUCAUAUCACAUGGAAUCCCACGCACUUGGUAACACCAAGGUGAUGCAAACUUCGCUUCAAAUUGCUGUGCGUUAUUUACUCCAAAAAGGUCUCGUUGUCAUCCCACAAGUUUUCAAUGACUUGCAGCCUGACAAUCAACACGAGCAAGCAGCACUGCGCGAGAUUUUCGGUCCGUUAGCACACCCAUUCACUGGGAUUCACCCCUCUUGUUCUCCACACAAAGUGCACUCCAGUUUGUUGACGCGCGAUGAUCUAACAGCAAUUGAUCGCGCGCUUCCGUUAACCACUGGGUUCCCACAACCCACACCUAUUAGCACAACUGGAGCAAGUCGACCUGGCUCCACACAAAAGCGACGAAUGAACCUGCCGGCAGUAAACCGCCUGCCAACCGCUGAUUGA
Molecule: messenger RNA, 1188 nt
Organism: Phytophthora nicotianae INRA-310
Lineage: Eukaryota; Oomycota; Peronosporomycetes; Peronosporales; Peronosporaceae
Exons: 1
Coding region: 1-1188 (395 amino acids)
Cellular component (GO): cytosol
Molecular function (GO): aldose reductase (NADPH) activity
Source: RefSeq, a predicted model, not a curated record